Messenger RNA from Olea europaea var. sylvestris, 1409 nucleotides. RefSeq lists its product as uncharacterized. The record is from RefSeq and is a predicted model, not a curated record. NCBI's taxonomy places the organism in Eukaryota, Viridiplantae, Streptophyta, Magnoliopsida, Lamiales, Oleaceae. The transcript is spliced from 3 exons. The coding region runs from base 645 to 1019 and encodes 124 amino acids.
ACACACGUUCAUUUAUUAUUUUUGCCUUUAGCUCGUCGAAACUAAUGAGCUUGGAUGUUUGUUUCAGGUAUGGACUUUGAUCUUGAUGAGGUAUUGAGGACUCUGCCAGGAGAAGAUGAGGGCCUUACCCUCGUUGAUGGGGUCGAGCUUGAUCUGGAAGGAGUCAUGGACUCCAUGCCUGACCAGGGGCAGGAGGGUGAGGUGGAUCCUUUGCCUAUCCCUUCAAAGAGAAGGAGGGGGCUGACCUUGGGAGAAAGUCUCAGACGAUCAACGAGACUUCUCAGCCCUUAGAUGAGCCUCGUGAUGUGGUUCCAGCUCCUAGGCCGGGAGCUCCUAGUCGUGCGCGAUGUGAGCGCGAGGACUCGCUUCCUAACUUUGGGUUUCCUCCCACCCGGGGCUAUAAUGAGAUGGGGGUGCUUAAGUCGUUGGUGACCCCCGCUCGAUCCAGAGCGAUUGCAGGACGCAGCGCAGAUGACAUAGAAAGGGCUGCGGCAGUUUACCUUCAGAGGGUGGUGGCCCUCUAGACCGGACUCGCUGAGUCGAAUCGCCGCCUAGUCUCAGAGUUGAAAACUCUUACUGAAGAAAAGAAGAAGGAGGCUCAUCACCACAAGAAGAAAAUAUCCUUUUUGAGGAAAUCUCUGGAGAUGUCGGACACUCGAGCUCGUGAGCAAGAGACGGAGAUUGACAAUCUACGCUCUGUUUUGGCUCGUGCUCCUGAAGAGGCGGUUGAGAGGUAUAAGGCCUCAGAUGAGUACGCUGGAGAUCUUAAGGCGGCUGUGGAUCAGUAUAAGACAUCGUCUGAUUAUGCUAAGGCUUUGAACUCAUACGGGGGGAAGGCGAUGUCAGCAUCAAUUAAGCUCUCCAAGGAGUGGAUUAUGGCCGAACAUCCUUCUAUAGACCCCUCUGGCUUGGAUAGAUUUCUCGCACAGCGCAAGGGGAAGGAGAGCGUAGCUCAGUCAUCCAGAUCACUCGGUCGUUCAUCACAAGGUGGUAGUGGGGAUGUCUCCCCUUCGAGCUGAAGCAUUUCUUAGUUGCUGUUUUCCUUGCUAGUUUUUUCCUUUUUAGCGUUUACUUUUGCUUAGCCUUGUUAUCCUCUACUUGCUCGGGAUGUGGGCAAGAAUUCUUCGAAUGUAUAAACACAUCUUUCAUUCGAUAUUAUUGGCGCUGGAUGCGUGGUUCCUUUAAAAUGUCGUCUCUCAUGUUAUUUUUCUUUUCACUGCUUGAUGGUGCGGGGGAGUGUUCAUAUAUAUAUAUAUAUAUUUUCCAAGGCUCUCCACCUAGUCGCGUAUGCUAUGUCGACCGCAGGGGGUGAUUUGGCGGUUAAGGGCCUUAGCCAAUUUUUUGACUUUCCAGGGCUCUCCACCUAGCCGCGUAUGCUAUGUCGACCGCAGGGGGUGAUUUGGCGGUUA